Penicilliopsis zonata CBS 506.65 is the source of this 783-nucleotide messenger RNA. RefSeq lists its product as hypothetical. The record is from RefSeq and is a predicted model, not a curated record. Lineage: Eukaryota; Fungi; Ascomycota; Eurotiomycetes; Eurotiales; Aspergillaceae. The transcript is spliced from 2 exons. The coding region runs from base 1 to 783 and encodes 260 amino acids.
AUGGGCAGUUUCACCUACCGUGACGGCAUCGCCGUUUUCCAGCUCAUUGUCUUUCCAAUUAUCCUCGUCGCUGCAGUUAUGAUUUGGCACCAGACAGGCUGGAGGGUUGGAAGCAAGAUCUGGCGUUUCCCCGUUACACUCUCUCUGCUGCGGAUCGCAGGCGGGAUCUGCUCAAUGUUGGCGCUCAAAUGGCAAACAUACAAUAUUGAGGUCGCCAUAGUGGUGUGUGAGCUGAUUGGCCUCACGCCUCUACUCUUAACAUACGUUGGACUGCUGAGACAAAUUGAUACGAUGCAAAGAAUCCAACCUAGAUACCACAAGCUCUUGACCAUCAUCUGCUUUAUUGGUCUCAUUCUCGGCAUCUCAGGUAUUAGCAGCGCCAACAGCGGAGACUAUACGCCUGACGCCAUGGUCAAGGGUGCCAUGGGGAUUUAUAUUGCCGUUUUCGUCAUCCUCCUGCUCACCACUGUCUGGCUGUGGACCCUGCACAGCUCCUCCUUCACCAUGAAGAAGUUCCAGAAGAAGCUCUUCCUUGCCAUCGCUCUUUCGACCCCCUUCCUGGCGGUCCGACUGGCCUAUUCGGCGCUGGGCGACUACACUACCAUCGGUACCUUCUCUGUGAUCAGCGGCAACACCACUGUCUACCUGGUUAUGGAUGUGCUGGAGGAAAUGGCUGCUAUGGGCAUCACUAUGAUCCUCGGCCUGCAGGCUGUGCAUGAGACAGACUACAUCAAGGUCAGCCUUGACGACCCGAAUGCCGACCCCAAGAUCGAGGGCGUAUAG